Messenger RNA from Paramecium sonneborni, 2382 nucleotides. Lineage: Eukaryota; Ciliophora; Oligohymenophorea; Peniculida; Parameciidae. The record is from the annotation of a GenBank genome assembly.
AUGGACUUUUUAAAAGAUUACAAAUGUCAAUUUGAAAAUCAUGAAGCGGAGCCUAUUCUUGGAUUUUGUCUAAAUGAAACUUGCAAAUACGACAAAUUUUGUUUUAAUUGCUUUGCUGAAAAACACUAAGGUCAUCAAAAUGAAUGCUUUAGAUUUUAAAAAUUGAAAGAAUUGAUAUUUCAAUUUUUGCAAAUAUCCUAAGAAACCCAAAUGAUUAGCUAAUAGAUUGAAAAAGAACUUUAAUAAAUUAAAUGGGAAAUUUUUAAAUAAAUGAAGCCCACAACAAAAGAAUUAUUGCUUAAUAAUAGAUUUAAGCAAGUUGUUUAAUCAUAUUUUAUUUAUAAAUCAGAAAUAACAUCACAGACAUCAAGGUUGAGUGAUUUGAAAAUUUAAUUAGAAGAAAACAACUACUACGUCUUACAGAAUAAUAAAGAUAUAAAUAAAUAGUACUUAAGAAAGCAACUUCAAUUAAAUAAUUAUAGUAUAUAAUAAAUUAAUAAGGAAAUAAAAUAUUGUUAUUUAAAGAGAAGAUUUAAGCUAUAAAAAAGUUGGCGGUAGAUUAUAAUUAAAAAAAAAAUGAACUUUAAAAUAAAGAAUCACAAAAAUAAUCAGACGAAAUCCAAUUUGUUAUAAGCACUGGUUUAAAAACUAUAAUAAUAAUUUUAGGAAAUGAUCUAAAGCAUUUAGAAGCUUACGAAGAAGCAAUCUAAUUCUAUGAUAAAGCAAUCAAUAAAUAAACUUAAGAUGCUGAUGUUUAUUACAACAAAGGUAUUAAGUAAAUUAACUUAAAAAUAGGUGUGGCGUUAAGAAAAUUAAGACAAUUUGAAGAUGCUAUAAUUUGUUUUUAAUGGGUUAUUUAAAUUAACCCUAAUGAUGUAGAUAGUUUUUUUUAAAUAGGUAUAUGAUUUAUCAUUUCAAAGGAACUAUAUUAAAAAAACUAAAAUAAUACAAUGAAGCUAUAGUUUAUUAUGAUAAGGCCAUUUAAAUUGCUUAGAAUGAUAUCGAUUUAUAUUAUUGUAAAGGUAAUUUAUUUAAUUUGAAUUUAAAAAAAAGGAUGUGUCUUAAGAAAAUUGAAACUUUUUGAGGAAGCAAUAAAAUAAUAUGAUUAAAUCUUAUUAUUAAAUUCUAAAGAAAUAGACGCAUACUUUUAUAAAGGUUAUAUUUUUUAUAAUUCAAAAAUAGGAUUGUCUCUAUAUAAAUUAAAACAAUACAGUUAGGCAAUUAUAUUCUACAAAUAUUCUAUAAAGUUAGAUCCAAGGGAUUGGGAUUCAUACUUUAGGAUGGGUAAAAUUUAAAAUUUUAUCUUAUCUUAGGAUAAGCAUUAUUUUAAUAAAAACUAUAUCACGAAGCAAGUUCUUAUUAUUAACGAGCAAUAAGUUUAAAACCUAAAAAUUAUAAAUUAUAUUAUUACUUAGGUAAUUUAUGAUUUUUAGUAUUUUUAGGUGAAACAUUCCUAUAAUUGGAAAAUUAUUAUGAGGCGAUUAGAUGUUAUGAUGAAGCUUUUAAAUAUGAACCAAUUAAUAAAUCUACUUCCCUUUUAUAAUUGAUUCUUAUUUAAAAAAGUUUGUACAAAUGAAUAUUCUUAGGUUUGGCACUAAGAAAAUUAAACUUGUAUCAAGAUGCGAUUAUAUGUUAUGAUUAGAUAAUAGAGCUUUUACCUGAAGAGGCUACAAGUUAUUAUAAUAAAGGUAAGCAAUUCAAACAAUCAUAUAGGGAAUAUCCUAUAUGAUUAAAUGAAAUUUUAAGAAGCAAUAAAUUUAUAUGAUAUGGCUUUAGAAAGGAAUAAAGGAGAUGCAGAUAUUUAUUUUAACAAAGGUAAGAUAAUUUAAUAAAAUUAAAGGCAAUGCAUUAUCAAAACUUUUAUUAAAUGAGGAAGCAAUAUAAUCAUAUGACUAGGCUAUUGAACUUGAUUCUAGAGAAGUCAAAUGUUAUUGUAAUAAAGGUAUUUUCAAGUUUAAAAUAAAGGAGUUGUAUUAUUUAAACUAUUAAAUUUUGAAGAAGCAUUAAGAUGUUUCAAUAUAGCAAUUGAAAUAGAUCCAUUAUCUUAUUUUGCUUUAUUUAAUAAAGGUCUUUAAUUGUAUUUACUAUUUUAGGAUUAACUUUAUAUCAUUUGUUGCAUUUUCAGGAAGCUCUUGCAUCUUUAGAAAAAGCAAUAGAAAAUCAUCCUGAUGUAUCAUUUAAUAAAGGUAGCUCUAUUCUUUAUACCCUUUUAGGAAAUGUAUUACCUUAACUGUAUGUACUUCAUAAAGACAUUUAAGAUAAUGAAGAGGCGUUUCAAAUCAACCAUGAUCCUAUUUAUAAAGAAAAAUAAGGUAAUUUUUUUGAUCAACUAAAAUAGCUGAAUCUUUAACAUUAUUGGGUCUCUUAAUAGAAGCCAAAUGA